AUGAAGCUAUCCAUAUAUACCUUUCUGAUAUCUACGCUCUGUGCUGUCAGCGUUCUGGGCGAUACUUACUAUACCAUAUUCCCCAAGGACAAUGGUGACGCAAACACAAACCUGGCAAUCACUAACGAUCUUUACGGAAGGGUCGACAAGAACAAAUGCUUUCAUUCUAAGAGUGAAACCUUAGGGACGUGGUACUGGUUUGCCCCCUUGAGCGAUGAUGAUCUUGCUCACUUCAAAACUGCCGCUGGCGUCCGAUCAAUUGGAAAAACCGGCUCUUACGACGCUCCCACGAAAGUGAGAAGAACUAGAACCAGAUCGAGUCGCAUCAAACGAAGUACGACAUCGCAAAAGCCUGCACCCUCCUCACUGAGAAUGAUCACGCAAGCGAAAGGACAGACCGACUUUCCGGACGGGUACUAUUAUGAUGAUACGGCAGGUGCAAACACUAGGAUAUACAUUAUCGACAGUGGACUGGACAAGACUCAUAGCGAUUUCAAAGGUGUGGACAUCACAUACAAGUAUACAGGCCCCUUUGGACCUACCACCGAAGAUGAUAAUGGUUCAGACGACGGUCACGGAACGGCCAUGUGCUCGGCAGCCCUUGGGGUGGUGGACGGCGUUGCCAAAAAGGCCAAAUUGACCAUCGUCAGGGCUCCUAGAGAUCAAUACAACGGCGUGCAAGUCGAGAUCGAGCGAUGGAUUGACGCUCUAUCGCAAAGCUAUGACCUGAUCAAAAAUGCUGGCAAUGAGAAAUCCGUGGUCAGCAUGUCCUGGGGGUUCGACCCUCCGGGAGACGCGGCCUACGCCGACCCCGCUCACGAUACGUUUGUCACAUUACUCAAGGCCAUCAAUGGCCUUGGUGCGGUGACAGUUGCUUCGGCAGGCAAUAACGCUCAGUUCAGUCAAGAGGUCAACGUAAUACCAGCUAUCUUGGGAAAGUCGGAUGUGACGGAUCUCAUGGUCAUUGGAGCUGUCGAUUAUUCUGGCGCUUACCUGGACUACACCCAGAGAUCAUCCUGGAUGAGUUUGUAUGCUCCAGGCGAGGACGUCGAGUGCGCCAAGGUAGGCGGAGGGACACAAAACGAAGAUGGCACGUCCGCUUCUGCCGCCCUGACAGCAGGUCUAGUGGCGUACUUCAUGGGCACAGGAAAAUCCGGCUCUGACGCGCGCUCUCAAGCCUACAGCCUCUCAUACGCCCGUGGAAAGCAACCAGGCAAAGUAAUCUGGAACGGCGUCGACACCACGAAGUUAACCAGUACCGGGCCGGGACCAGUCCCCGCACCCUAUGCCACAGGGACCUGCUCCUUCCACCUGACGGAAACCGAAGACUGCGACCCCGACUACGGAAAGACCCUAUACGGCCACGUGAAAAUGUACGACAACGACAAGAACGUCAUUGGCGAGACAGUUCAGGACAACGAUCACCCCAUCGGCUACUCCAUGAAUGACGGGAGCUCGUAUAGCUUUACAAGCAAGCUCAAAGAUCCCCUGGUCAUCACUGGCGAGCACGAAAACGAUUAUGUGCAAUUCACCAUCGGGACCCUGAGCUGGCAGAGCAAGACGCCAAACGGAGGCGCUUCUUGCACCGUUGGGGGCUGGGAUCCUAGGGACGGCCCUGUCUGUCAUCUCAUAAGGGGUCCGCAGCAGAAUGCUGUAAGUCCUACCAUGCAAAUUGAAUGA
Molecule: messenger RNA, 1680 nt
Organism: Bacidia gigantensis
Lineage: Eukaryota; Fungi; Ascomycota; Lecanoromycetes; Lecanorales; Ramalinaceae
Exons: 4
Coding region: 1-1680 (559 amino acids)
Biological process (GO): proteolysis
Molecular function (GO): serine-type endopeptidase activity
Source: RefSeq, a predicted model, not a curated record